AUGGCUGGAUACCUCGGCCUCUGGAUACUCUCGAGUUAUGUAAUCUUUGGAAAUGGACUUCAUUUAGAGAUUCUUGGUGGAAGGCAUGAGCAAGUACUCCAUCAGAAGAGCUUAAUCAGGCAAAAGCGAGAAUGGAUUGUCCCACCUUCCAUGAUCUGGGAAGAGCGUGACAAUUCCUAUAAGAACCCAAUUGCUAAGAUUCGGUCUGACAAAGAUGUUGAAAAAGGAGUAAUUAUUACUUACACCAUUUCUGGUCCAGGAGUCACAGAGCCACCAUAUGGUUUGUUUGUGAUUAAUGGGAAAACUGGUGAAUUGAAUAUAACUGGAAUAGUCGAUCGGGAAAAAACCCCAAUGUUACAUCUGAGGGGCUAUGCACUGAAUCAAAGAGGUGAAAAUCUGGAAAGGCCACUGGAUCUGCGGAUUAGAGUUCUGGAUGUAAAUGACAAUAGCCCAGUGUUUUCACAAACAAGCUUCAGUGGUUCUGUUGAAGAAUUGUGUGAAGUGGGUACUCUUGUGCUGAAGAUAAAUGCAACUGAUGCAGAUGAGCCCAAUACAUUCAACUCCAAAAUUGCUUUUAGGAUUAUUUCCCAAGAACCUAAUGAUCUUAAUGCAUUUGUCAUUAACAAAGCAACAGGCGAAGUCCGGACAGCAACAUUCCAGCUUGACAGAGAGAUACAUAAUAGUUAUUCCUUGGUUGUAGAAGCAAAAGAUUGUGAUGGAGAGGAACGUGGAAAUGCUCAAGUGACUAGUCUACAGAUCAAGAUUCUGGAUGUUAAUGACAACAUCCCUAAACUUAACAGGACUGCGUAUGAAGGAAGUGUAAAGGAAAAUAUAGCUAAUGUGGAAAUCAUGCGCCUGGACGUCUUUGAUGACGAUGAGCAAUUUACUGAUAACUGGCUGGCAAACUUUACGAUUGUGUCUGGCAAUGAAGGAGGCUACUUCCGUAUAGAAACAGAUUCACAAACCAACCAAGGAAUUCUUACUCUGAUUAAGGAAAUAAAUUACGAAGAAUUGAGGACGAUGGACCUGAAGAUAGUAGUUUCUAACAAAGCAGCAUAUCACAAAUCAAUUAUUAAUCAAGUUUCCCAAGUAAAACCAAUUUCUGUCAAAAUUAAUGUGGAAAAUGUGAGGGAAGGCCCUGUAUUUAAGCCCCAAACAUUAGUGAUUAAGACAACUGAAACAAUGAAAAUAAACCAGAUUAUUGGAAGCUUUCAAGCUUAUGAUGAAGACACACAAAAAAUAGCACAACGCAUCACGUAUGCCAAAGGAAGUGAUAUUGCGAACUGGUUGAUAAUAAAUGCUAAAACAGCUGAAAUCAGACUACGUAAAGUCCUAGACUAUGAAUCAUCCUAUGUCAUCAAUGGUACUUACACUGCAACAAUUUUGGCCAUAAGUACUGACUAUCCUCCAAAAACAGCUACGGGUACCAUCGUUAUUCAGAUUGAAGACAAGAAUGAUCACUGCCCAAUUCUUGUGACUCAAAAAACAACUGUUUGUACUGAUACAAAGUAUAUUAAUAUCACUGUUGAGGAUCGAGAUAGACAUCCAAAUGGUGGUCCUUUCACUUUCAUGAUCAUUGAUGAACCUGAAAGAAUGUCAGACAAAUGGAGAAUUGGCCAUGUAGAUGGGUCCAGAGCUCAGCUUAUACUCCAGGAUGUGACACCUAACACAUACAGAAUUCCUAUUUUAAUAAAAGAUAACCAAGGCUUGAGCUGUCCUGACCAACAAGUACUGGAGGUGGACGUUUGUGAUUGCAAGGAUGGCACUGGUUGCCAGAGUAGAAUUAUCAGCUCCUCUCUUUUUCUGGGACCCUCUGCAGUUGCACUGAUGAUCUUGGCAUUUUUGCUGCUACUACUCGUGCCUCUCUUACUGCUGGCCUGUGGCUUUGGAUCGGGCUUUGGAUCAGGAGGUGGAAAAGGAUUUGUAGCUAUACCUGACAACAGUGAAGAAAUGUUGCGUAACUGGAACAGUGAAGGAGCAGCACCUGAAGAUAAGGCAAUGCUGAACCUCCUUACUUCCUCUGGAUCAGAAAAAUAUGUGGGCUUUGGAACAGCAGCCGUGGGAGCAGGAGGAGCAGCAGCAGCAGCAGCAGCAGGGAACAGCUUCUCCUCUACAAUCAAGGAGCAGAACAUGAGCAACAACACGAUCACGAGAUGGCAGAGAGAAGACCGAGAAGCUCUUCUUUCUGGGGGAGAAUUUGCAGGUGCCUCAGCCGCAGGGGCAGGCUUGACAGCAGGUGGGACAAUGCUGUUAGGAGCUGGCAGAACUUUAGCUAUGGAUACUGGCAUGAUCAUGAAUGAAGAAUUCUUACGGGGUUACUUCAAUGAGAAAGCUGAUGCUUUUGCUGAUGAGGAUGAACUGCAGCUUGCCAAAGAUUGCCUACUCAUUUACUCCCAGGAGGAAGAGCACGAGUCACCUCAUGGUUCAGUUGGCUGCUGUAGCUUUAUUGACGGUGACAUUGAUGAACAUUUUUUGGAUGACUUGGGAGACAAAUUUAAGACUCUGGCUGAGAUCUGCAUGGGCAAACACACAGACCUAAAAGCAGAGCAGUUCAGUUCUCAUGCCCAGAAAGAUACAACUAAUCCUGCAAUGAAUGGAUCUGGUUUGCAGUACUCACAGCAGAAGCAUGCAGCGAAUGCCGAACACACCUAUUCGUCAGGGGCUGUCUACAACUUAUCUGAACCUGUGAAAGGCUUUGGCUCAGAAACGAUGACUGAGAAAAUAAUAACUGAGUCAACUGUUACAACUAAGUCUAACCUGCAGCCAGUGAAGCGAAUCCCAGAUCCUGUGGUUAGCAGCAGCAGCAGCAGCAGCAAUGUUGUAGUGACAGAAACAUCAUAUGGGACGGUACCAUCAACAGUCAUCCGUGACCCUCAGUUUAAGGAGAAUGUGGUAGUGACAGAAAGGGUCCUUGCACCUGCUUCUAGCUUGCAGGAUAUGUUAGAAAUACCUGCUGGUGUCUUCCCAGACCUCCCAGAUUCAAAAUACGUUGUUGUAAGAGAAAGGGAGCGAGUCCUUGUGCCUAGCUCUGAUUUAAAGGCUUCUGUAAGCAUCCCCAAUCUGUCAGAAGGACAGAAUGUGGUAAUAACUGAGAGAGUAGUGACACCAACUCCUGUUAGGCGGGCCACAGCUGAAGCAGGCACUUUUCCUAACAAUGAGAGGCAGGAACAGAUUUUAAUUUCUGACUCAUUCUUUAACCAAAGUAGCCCACAGGAAGUGUUUCCCACAGGUUCAACCUUAAGCAAGUCCUCAACGGUAAAACAAAAAUACAGCACGGUCCAAUAUACACGCUCAUAGGUGGAUUUCCAUCCAUCACUUCUUAUGUAUUAUUUAGCAUUGGUAGGAUUGAUUGAUUGCCAUUUCAAGAGCUUGAAUGUGUUGUUUCACUUUCCUAACGAUGCAUUUUACCAACUCACAAGGAUGCAACCUUAAAACCAUAUAAUAGGUGCAAUUCCUCACUGUGAAAUGCAGGAUUUAUUUUUGAAAAGUUACUCAUAAGAUAGCUCUGUUAAAGAGUUCCUGAAAUUAAACCCCCCAAGCUUACGCAGAUAGACAAUCGAAAGAGCAACAUAAAUUACUGUAUGACUCCAAAAUCAAAAUAUUUUUACUCUGGUUAAUAGUCCAGCUGAAGUUAGUUCAGUAUUUAUUAUGCAGCAAAUUCUACUGGCCUGUACCAUGAACCUAAAUAUACUUAGUUUUUUUUUCUAAUUAAUACACUGGAUUUAUUGUUUCAACAAUAUAGUUAAUAUUGAAGUAUAUGUAUCAAAAAAAAUUGAAUAUAUUUUAGUUUGGUAAAAUUGACUUCAGAAAUGUAUUUUUAAAGAGUUCAGUAUUCACAAUCAUUUACCACUGAGUUUAGUGGGAUUUAUUCUUCGUCAGUACAGUCAGGAUGCAGCCUUAAAACCACAAUUUUAACUGGUGUGUUAUUCAUCGUAUAUAUAGGAAGCGUUCCUAUUCAAUAAAAGAAUGGAUCCCAUUUCAUUUUUUAAAAAAUAAACUCUAUAGAUUUUUAUAAAUUCUUUACCAAUAGAAACUGAGUGAAAUGGUUUUGUUUCUUGUAUUUAUAUAUUCUUUUUGAAAUGAAUUAGUUUAUCUGCAUGGUUGGUUUAGAUAUUGUAUUUGAACAAGGUAAUACAUUUCUGAAAGCAGAAUUUCUGAAAGCAGUGUUUUUUUCCGCGGAUGUCAGAUAUCACACAAUCAUAACAUCAAAAAAUUUAACAUUUUUCAAUCUCAAGAUUUCUGCCAUUAAAAAAUAAAUAAAUAUUUACUUUUUUUAAAAAAAAAAAAAGGUUCUGCACUGUGAGUUGCCUUUUCUGCCCAACAGUCUAUUGGGAUUCCACACCCAAUUGGACAGGCCCAGUCUGUUUUGUGAAAGGAAGAUUUCCUAAAUAUGGUUCCCAAGGGUUUGUUUCAAGUCUGAUGAUCCCUCCCUCUUGGGAAAUGUGGUUUUUAUUAGAAGAGAAUCAGCCUGUGGAAUGCGCUUGUAAGAUAGAAAUCAUCUUUUGCUUUCUUUGCAUGUGAAAUGGGCUCCUGUGUUCAGCAAUAGGAGAUAGAGUGUUUCUCCCAAAAUAAAACCAGGGCUUAUAAUAAUUUUUGCUCCCAAAGUUGAAUUGGGGCUUAUGUUUAAGUUUGGUCUUAUUUGGGGUACUAAAUGUGUCCGUCUGGCUGACGAUCUUAAUGGGGGCUUAUUUUGUGGGGUAGAGCUUAUACUACUAACAUCCUGGAAAAUCCUGCUAGGACUUAUUUUCCAGUUGGGUCUUAUUUUCAGGGAAACAUGGUAAGCCACUGGAGACUGGUUAAAUUAAAAAUAAAAUGUAUCCAAUGUAGGAUGGUCAUAUUGGUCUUAAGAGAAGGAGAGAAUUCAAGCAGUCAGGUCUCUGAUACUUUUGUGCCAUGAAUAUAUAUAUUUGCUUUAUGCACUUUGUAAAGGCUUAAUCUAACUAAUGACCAUAGCAUAUUUGAUGUGGCUAUUCUUGUACAUAUGUCUGAUGAAUAAUAUGAGAAAAUAUAAAUACAUAUGUUUACAUUUUGGGAGUGAAUAAUGCAUACAAGUAAAGGGAAUUAGAUAUCUGCUUAUUUUACAUUUCUCUUUCCUUUUUAAAUCCAUAGUUUUGUCCAUGGCUGUGGUAUAUGAUCCUGUGUUAUAGUGAAUUUAAGCCACUUCAUAGUAGACCUACGGUUAUUACCAUAUUUUUCUCAGCUGGUAUGGGAAUGCAACCUGCUUGAUUUCAAAAUGUAAUAAUGAUUUCAGGGUUCUUAGCUUUCAUUUUAUAUAACAACUUUGCUGUUUAAAUACUAGUUUUGUAGUCAAGGAAUGGGCUGGAUAUGCUGACAUUUUUAAUGGAAUUGGAAAUAAAACCAA
This is a messenger RNA of Pseudonaja textilis, 5362 nucleotides long. RefSeq names its product desmoglein 2 (gene DSG2). NCBI's taxonomy places the organism in Eukaryota, Metazoa, Chordata, Lepidosauria, Squamata, Elapidae. Gene Ontology annotation, cellular component: desmosome; plasma membrane. Gene Ontology annotation, biological process: homophilic cell-cell adhesion. The record is from RefSeq and is a predicted model, not a curated record. Gene Ontology annotation, molecular function: calcium ion binding.